This is a messenger RNA of Debaryomyces hansenii CBS767, 315 nucleotides long. RefSeq lists its product as uncharacterized. The transcript has a single exon. The record is from RefSeq and is a predicted model, not a curated record. NCBI's taxonomy places the organism in Eukaryota, Fungi, Ascomycota, Pichiomycetes, Serinales, Debaryomycetaceae. Bases 1 to 315 code for a protein of 104 amino acids.
AUGGAACAACGCAGACCAGUUAAAAGUAAACCAAAUACUCAGGGGAUACCAGAUGAAGAUAUCUCCACUUCAAGAGUGAUAAAGGCACUCUUUCUUACGUUUCUUUCGCUAUUUGCAAUCGUACUUUGGGGUUAUCAUUCAGUUUGGGCAGUUAAGGUGAUGAUUUACAAUACGUAUGGUAAUUUCUUCAAUAAUUUAGUAUUCGGGCCAGGUACUUUGAUUGCUCAUGGUGGUUUAAGUAUUAAGCUUGUUACUUAUUUAAAUGUGAUACUAUUAGAUGAUAAGAUCGAUGCAGAUCAUAAAAAGUAUCUUUAG